AGUUCACUCCUGGACGCACCUGGAAUAUCUCGAGAGCAAAAAUGAGAAUCCUGGUCUACACGGCAGCGAUCGCCCUGCUGGUUUCGGCGGCUUGGGCCGAGGUGGUCAAGACGGCUGAGAAGGUAGAAGCGCCGAUAGAAGACAAGUCCACGAAGAAGCAGGAGAAACGCGGGCUGCUCGGCCUGGGUUAUGGUUACGGGUACGAUGGUGGCUAUGACAUCGGAGGCGGUGGCCACGGUGGCUUAGAGCUCGGCGGUGAUUACGGAAUUGGUCUAGGGGGUGGCUACGGCCAUGCCCUCGGCCACGGCCAUCACGAGCAUAUCAAGACCAUCACCGUGGUGAAGAACGUCCCUGUAGCCGUCCCGGUCGAGAAACAUGUGCCGUACCCGGUCGAGAAGCCAGUACCUGUCCCAGUUAAGGUCCCAGUACCGCAACCGUACCCAGUCGAAAAGCCCUACCCGGUGAAGGUCUACGUCAAGGUUCCAGUCGAAGUUCCGGUACCACAACCGUACCCAGUGGAGAAGAAGGUCCCGUACCCCGUCCACGUGCCAGUCGACCGUCCGGUACCCGUCAAAGUACUGGUUCCCCAGCCGUACCCAGUUGAGAAGCACAUACACGUCCCAGUGAAGAUACCAGUGCCACAACCGUACCCUGUCGAGAAGCCAGUCCCAGUGCAUAUCAAGGUUCCGGUCCAUAUACCACAGCCCUAUCCAGUGGAGAGAUUGGUCCCAGUCAAGGUCCCGGUUGACCGUCCGAUCCACGUGCCAGUACCCAAGCCUUACCCAGUGCACAUUGAGAAGCCCGUACCCUACCCAGUCGAGAAACCCGUGCCCGUCCCAGUCAAGGUACCAGUAGACAGACCGUACCCGGUCCCAGUAGACAGGCCGUACGCCGUGCCGGUGAAGGUACCCGUUCCCCAGCCCUACCCGGUUGAGAAGCCGGUGCCCUACCCAGUGGAGAGGCCUGUACCCGUCGAGGUGAGAGUACCAGUCGACAGACCGUACCCAGUUCAUGUUGAGAGGCCAGUACCUUAUGCAGUCGAGAAGCCUGUACCGUACCCAGUCAAAGUACCCGUCGCGGUACCGGUGCACCACGAGCACGGCUACAGCAAUGACUGGGCCGGCAGCCAUGGAUACCAUUAAAUAUCGAGCUUCGUUGAUUCACGGUCACGCAGAUUAGAGAACCUGACGGCGGGUACUUAUGGUGACCGUGUAAAUCGACGAUUAUAGGGUUACACACGGGAGAAGAAAACGAAUUCAAAUUGGACGUGGCACGCGUCGAACACAGCACACACGCAAAUAUACACACGAUUACCUUCUUUUGUACCUGGACUGCCACCGGGCGCGGAAGACUUCCGGUCGACCGGCACGCGACCCUGAUGGCCCUGUCUACCCGCGAUAGAUCGUGCCGAGCUGUAAGGCGGCGCGUGUCACCGCAAGAAACGGAACGGUGAUGCUCAUAGGUGUGGAGCCUGUCUCUAGUGGCCUUCGCUCGCAAAACAGCCCGCUUGUCUUACGUUUUUCUACAGCG
Messenger RNA from Nomia melanderi (Alkali bee), 1530 nucleotides. RefSeq lists its product as uncharacterized. The record is from RefSeq and is a predicted model, not a curated record. NCBI's taxonomy places the organism in Eukaryota, Metazoa, Arthropoda, Insecta, Hymenoptera, Halictidae.